This is a messenger RNA of Trichoderma reesei QM6a, 1209 nucleotides long. RefSeq lists its product as uncharacterized. Gene Ontology annotation, biological process: mitotic sister chromatid cohesion. The transcript has 2 exons. Gene Ontology annotation, cellular component: NatA complex. NCBI's taxonomy places the organism in Eukaryota, Fungi, Ascomycota, Sordariomycetes, Hypocreales, Hypocreaceae. Gene Ontology annotation, molecular function: acyltransferase activity, transferring groups other than amino-acyl groups. The record is from RefSeq and is a predicted model, not a curated record. The coding region runs from base 1 to 1209 and encodes 402 amino acids.
AUGUCACUCCCUACCACGAGCAAACCGUCGCAAAUGUCCAUCCGAUCCUUCUUUCAAGCCAAACCGCCACAAUACGCUCCGCCGCCAUCAAGCAAACAACAACAACAACAGUCUCUAUCAACACCACCACCACCUCCUCCUCCUCAAUCCCAGCCUCAAUCGCAAUCCUCGCCGUCUCCAGACCUUCCCCCACAAUCCGCCAUCCCUCAACCACCAACUCAAUCAACAUCAACAUCUACAACGACAUCAACACCAUCAACAACCCCCGGCCGAACCCGGCGCCUCCCCCCCGAAGCAUCCAUCCGCCCCAUCACGCCCGCCGACAUCACCGCCCUCCGCCGCCUAAACUCCCUCCUCCUCCCCGUCAGCUACCCCGAGGCCUUCUACAGCCGCGCCGCCGACCCCGUCACCGGCCGCUUCUCCCGCCUCAUCUGCUGGUCCCACCACCACAACAACACCUCCUCCUCCUCCUCCUCCAGCCACGAUGACGACCCAAAACCCGUCGGCGGCAUCGUCUGCCGCGUCGAGCCCGACAUCCCCCUCCACGCCGCCGCCGCCGCCGCCGAAGGCACCCGUCCCCCGGCCGUGCAGCAGCAGCAGCAGCAGCAGCAGCACAACAUAUACAUCCAGUCGCUCUGCCUGCUCUCGCCCUACCGCUCCCUGGGCCUCGUCGCCGCCGCCCUCGACGACGUCCUCGCCGCCGCCAUAGCAGACCCGACCCUCAACGUCGCCUCCGUCACCGCGCACGUCUGGACCGAAAACGAAGAGGGCCUGCACUGGUACGAGGCCCGCGGCUUCAGGAAGCAGGAGCCCGCCAUCAAGGGCUACUACCUCAAGCUCCGCCCGGACUCGGCCUGGCUCGUCUCCAAGCCCGUCGGCGCCUCCGUCCUCAGCGCCCUCCCAGGUUCUACUUCUUCUACUUCUACUUCUGCUGCUUCAACUUCUGCUGCUUCAACUUCUGCUGCUUCAACUUCAGCUACGCCGCCGCCCGCCUCUUCUCGCGCAGAUAUAUCCGGCAUCACGGCGGCCUCGUUCCAGAAUCAGCGGCCCGAGACGGAGUGGAACGACCUCCCUGCGGACAUGGCGCCGUCGCUGCUGGUCCCGCCGAGGAACGGGAGUGAGCCGGGCUCGGGCGCGAGCUCGAGGAGUAGCUCGACCGUGCGGAGGAAGAAGGACAGGGCGUAUCCUGCUGCUGCGUUUGGACAAUGA